AUGAGUGUCCAAUUUUCACAUAUUUUCAAACGUUUUCCUAUCGCGGCUCUCCCACCUUCAUCACCUCCGGGGCCAAAUCCUCAUUUUGUCCAUGCCAACACCGUUGUAAAGCAGCAAGUCCUGCCGGAGAUACUCACAUGGUACGAAAUCCCCGAUAUUGUCAAUACCCAACCAAAUCUGAUUCCCUCGCAGCCUCCCAAAAAGCGCGGAGGCGCAGCUAGCUCCUCCGCACCGGCAGCGCCAAAGCGCGGACGUGCAUCCAAGCUCGCAAAGGAGAACAAGAUCACCGCCGAAGAAGAAAACGAAAUCAAAGAAGUCUUCCACCUAUUCUCCGACAAGAACGCAGACUUCCCGGACGAGAAGGAGGGGGUCGUUCCCCGCGAAGAUGUGCGCAAGGCACUAGUUGCCCUCGGCCUCCCACCCACCGACUCUACCGAACUCGCAGAAAUUCUCUCCGCCCUCGAUCCAACUCUAAGCGGAUACGUGCCCUACAGUCCCUUCGUCUCAAUAGCAGCAGCCAAGCUGCGGUCACGCGAUGAUGACGCCAUGGCUGCCGAGGUGGACGAUGCAUACCAGCUAUUCACGCGCGGCACGGAUGGCCCCAUUACACUGUCACAUCUGCGGCGCAUUGCGCGCGACUUGAAGGAGGAUAGUGUGGGCGAUGACCUGCUCAAGGAUAUGAUUCUGGAAGGGAAUGGGGGUGCUGGAUUGAGUGCUGGCGUUACUUUGGAGCAGUUUCAUGAUGUCAUGACCAGAGCUGGUGUGUUUUAG
This is a messenger RNA of Penicillium samsonianum, 771 nucleotides long. RefSeq names its product EF-hand superfamily Ca2+-modulated protein. The transcript has 3 exons. Lineage: Eukaryota; Fungi; Ascomycota; Eurotiomycetes; Eurotiales; Aspergillaceae. Bases 1 to 771 code for a protein of 256 amino acids. The record is from RefSeq and is a predicted model, not a curated record.